Messenger RNA from Mangifera indica (mango), 1003 nucleotides. RefSeq names its product protein THYLAKOID ASSEMBLY 8-like, chloroplastic. Gene Ontology annotation, molecular function: protein binding. The record is from RefSeq and is a predicted model, not a curated record. The transcript has 2 exons. The coding region runs from base 51 to 821 and encodes 256 amino acids. NCBI's taxonomy places the organism in Eukaryota, Viridiplantae, Streptophyta, Magnoliopsida, Sapindales, Anacardiaceae.
CUGAACUCUAAAGCAUUACGCUUUCUCGCAUGAACCUCUGAAGCCCUUCAAUGGCGAUUCGUGCGCUUUCAAGAUCAAAAAUCCCAAUUUUUGCUUCAAUCUUUCUUCAAAGCCUCACUAAAGAACCGCUCAAAGAGGCUUCAAUUUUAGCUUUAAAAUCUAAAACUCAGCUUGAGGAGUUAAAUUUACAGAAACCCAUAUCAGGGUUUAGGCUGUACCAUGAUGGGAGGCCAAGAGGACCACUUUGGAGAGGAAAGAAAUUGAUUGGAAAAGAAGCACUUUUCGUCAUUCUGGGAUUGAAGAGGUUUAAGGAUGAUGAAGAGAAGCUUCAAAAGUUCAUUAAAACUCAUGUUUUAAGGCUCCUGAAAAUGGACAUGGUAGCUGUUCUUACCGAACUUGAGCGCCAACACGAGACUGUUUUAGCGGUUAAGACGUUCGAGGUGAUAAGAAAGCAAGACUGGUAUAGGCCUGAUGUGUAUCUCUACAAGGACAUGAUAAUUGCAUUAGCCAGGUGCAGAAAAAUGGAGGAAGCAAUGAAACUGUGGGAAAGUAUGAGAAAGGAGGAUUUAUUUCCUGAUUCUCAAACAUACACAGAAGUGAUUAGGGGAUUCUUGAGUGAUGGUUCUCCUGCUGAUGCAAUGAACAUAUAUGAAGACAUGAUAAAGUCUCCGGACCCGCCAGAGGAGCUGCCGUUCAGGAUUUUGUUAAAAGGCCUUCUGCCACAUCCUCUCUUGAGGAACAAAGUCAAGAAAGACUUCGAGGAGCUUUUUCCUGAAAAACAUGCUUAUGAUCCUCCAGAAGAGAUUUUUGGCAAAUUAUGAGCUUUAGAUCUAUUUUGCCUAGCUGAAAUUAAGUUUGAGUAGGGGAUUUCAUUUUUUAUUGAUAAAAUGUACCGUAUUUUAGGCUGUUUUUUAACUGGGAUGAGAAGACAUGAAGGUGCAAAUUCAUUUGGUUUGGUUUCAUUUUCAUGUUGGAUAAAUGGGACUAAAUUUUAUUUGUGUCA